AUGUGUGACUUGUUCAAUGGUCCAGCAGCCUGCACAACGACGGCCGACGAGUCGAACCAAAUCGACGUAGACGCCAUUCGGGACCGUCUUCCGGCAAAUCUGCCGAUCCCAUCAAUGGAGGAGGUGGAAAAGAUGCUACGGGACAAAUGCAAUGCUGCUGGUGCUCCGGAGGAUGCGUACGAUAAUGCGAAAGAAGCUGCGAAAACCUUUGUAGAGUGUGGCCAAGGACUGAUCGAUAUUGCGCAGUUCCAGCAGGAAGUGGAAGCCGCCAAACCGACCGGUGAUCUGGACACCGUUUUCAAUAAAUACUGUCGCAAGCGAUCAACGUUGAUCGAGUGUGUGAACACACUCGCCAACGCUAUAGAUCCUUGCCUGGAAGCGGAAGAGAAGGUGUUCAAGACAUCCGGGUUGGAUAUUUUUAAGAAUCUGUUAAACUUCGUGUGCCACAAGGAUGGUGACCAGAUUGCACUGUUUAUCGCAGAGCAAGGACCCGAAUGUUUCCUAGAGCAAAAGAACGACCUGAUUGCCUGCGCCAAUACAACUUUCUCCAGCUACAUACCAGAGACUAGUCUAACCUCCAUCCCCAAGCUAGUCAUAGGACCGAAGCAAUGCGAGGACUUUAACAAACUGCAAACCUGCAUGGUGCGGGAGCUGGAACAGUGUGAUGAAUCGACACCGGCCAAUCUGGUUGAAUCGUUGUUCCGAUAUGUCCGCAAGGGAUCUCCGUGUGCGAACAAUUCGGGACGUUAA
Molecule: messenger RNA, 750 nt
Organism: Anopheles maculipalpis
Lineage: Eukaryota; Metazoa; Arthropoda; Insecta; Diptera; Culicidae
Product: 27 kDa hemolymph protein-like
Exons: 4
Coding region: 1-750 (249 amino acids)
Source: RefSeq, a predicted model, not a curated record